Molecule: messenger RNA, 1618 nt
Organism: Sphaerulina musiva SO2202
Lineage: Eukaryota; Fungi; Ascomycota; Dothideomycetes; Mycosphaerellales; Mycosphaerellaceae
Exons: 1
Coding region: 29-1597 (522 amino acids)
Source: RefSeq, a predicted model, not a curated record
GAAGAAGUUCUACAAUGUCAGCCUCUCCAUGACACGAGUGAAACGCAUGGGCGAAUACCUUGCGCAACGCAGAAAUGAACUCGGAGUACGCUUCCGCAGCUUUGCCAAUUUGGAUCAGCAAGGCCGAGUAGACUACCAUCUCAUCGGCAAGUAUCUCGAACGCAGCUUGGGUGAUCUCCGAGUCGAAUGGGCGCAGAUGACAGAGUUGAAGCCUCUCUUCGGCACGUGGGCUUCGGGUUUGACGGACUUGUGUGAACGAAGGCAAAAAGUCACUCCGACAGACGGCAAGUUUGCCGCCCAGGUACUGUCCCAUGCGAGCGCGGACGUGAAAACGCUGGCAGCACAUAUCGAAGAUGGUACCUUCACCAUGAUGAAGGAGAAUCGCUCGGGGGCGUUUCGGGCAGCGCAGCAGAUCGAGGAACUCAUCGACCUGUUGGCCGAAUGGUAUGGUUUCUAUGCAGACUAUGAUCCCCUCUUUACAUGGUGGACAUCGAAGCCCUUCGAGACCAUCUCAACUCAGCUUCGGGCCUUGGUCUCGACCAUCAGAGAACACUUGGUCGGCAUCAAGCCCGGCGACGAAGAUGCCAUCGUCGGGCAACCGAUCGGCAAGGCGGGGAUAUACGCGGCGCUGGACAUUGAAAUGAUCGCGUACUCACCGGAAGAGCUCAUCCAGAUCGCCGAGAAGGAAUACGCGUGGUGUGAGAAAGAAGCCAUUGCCGCAUCUCGAGAGCUCGGAUAUGGCGAUGACUGGAAACGAGCCCUGGAACACGUCAAAAACAUGUAUGUGGAGCCCGGAAAGCAGACAGAAAUGGUGCACGAGCUCGCCGAGGAGGCCGUAGAAUAUGUGACCAAGCGCGAUAUGGUCACACUUCCGGAGAUUGCCAAAGAAUGCUGGCGGACGUUUAUGAUGACUCCAGAGAGACAGAAGGUGAAUCCAUUUUUCCUAGGAGGAACGUCGAUUAUCGUGUCGUAUCCGACCAAUACCAUGAGCCACGAGGACAAGCUCAUGGUCAUGCGAGGCAACUGUCGACCUCUCUCUCGAAGCACCGUAUUUCACGAGCUACUGCCAGGCCAUCAUCUACAAUAUCACUACAUGGCACGCAGUAAACCCUAUCGAUCCAUGUUCCAGACACCAUUUUGGAUUGAAGGCUGGGCUUUCUAUUGGGAAUUCAUCUUGUGGGACCGAGGCUUCCCCGACACACCAGAGAAUAAAAUUGGAAUGUUAUUCUGGAGAAUGCACCGCUGUGCGAGAAUCGUAUUCUCCUUGAAAUUCCAUUUGGGGCAAAUGACGCCGCAGGAGUGCAUCGAAUACCUCGUGGAUCGAGUCGGGCACGAACGAGCUACAGCAGAGGGGGAAGUUCGUAGAAGCUUCAAUGGUGACUAUGGGGCGUUGUACCAAGCGGGAUAUAUGCUGGGGGCCUUGCAACUGUACGCUUUGCGAAAGGAGAUUGUCGAUACGGGCAUGAUGAAGGAGAAAGAGUUUCAUGAUCGGGUGUUGAAGGAGAAUAAUAUGCCGAUCGAGCUGCUGCGAGCCCUACUCAUAGGCGAGGAGCUCAAGUGGGAUCGCAAGGCCUCGUGGAAGUUCUAUGAUCUAUGAUUGUGAAUAUAGAAAGCAAAG